AAACAAUUCCCAAUCAUUAUUCAUCACCAAACCAACAAAAAAUGGCAUCAACUUCUGCACUACUCCUCUCUUCUUCUUCUUCUUCCCCCGUCUUCAACCCGUUUUCGAGUUCUUCAUCAAAAGCAGGAACCCUAAUUCGACCGAGGUCUAGAAUUGUUGCAUCGAGUAGAAAAGAAGCGCACGAUCACCACCAGAACUACAGCAGCAGGCUGGUGGAUGAGAACAUGAUCGUUCUGAGAAAGAGAAUCCACGAGAUGAAGAUGGUGGAGAGGAACUACGAGCCUCCGGCGGAGUGGAUGGACUGGGAGAAGAGGUACUACACCAGCUACGACUCGAUCAUAUGCCAAGCCAUGGGUCUGUUGCAGUCGCAGUUAAUGAACACCAGGCCGAGCUUGGCUCUCGCAUUCAUGGCUUUGAUCGUUUUUAGUGUUCCGGCCUCGACGUUCAUGGUGUUCUCCCAUUUGCUGGAGAUCACGAAAGGGGCCUUGACCGGUGGUUUUGGUUUAUGAGAGAAACAUUUUAGCAACUCUUAGAUUUGUUUGUAGGAGGACUGUAGGGUGUUUGUAAAUCCUUUAUCUAUUGCCACUAGCUUAAAAAAUUUCCCAUUAGCGGAUUCUGAAAGAAAUUACCAUAUGUUAAAGUUACGGUUAUGUUUCGUAUUUUUUUUUUUCACUCUUACGUGAAGCUUUGGACCAGCCUUUAUAUGAGAAAUCUGUUCCAUCAUAUAACAUGGCCUGGUCCAUACUAUUGACAUAUUGUCCGUUUUGA
Fragaria vesca subsp. vesca is the source of this 768-nucleotide messenger RNA. RefSeq lists its product as uncharacterized. NCBI's taxonomy places the organism in Eukaryota, Viridiplantae, Streptophyta, Magnoliopsida, Rosales, Rosaceae. The record is from RefSeq and is a predicted model, not a curated record. Bases 42 to 509 code for a protein of 155 amino acids. The transcript has a single exon.